ACCGAACGACCUGUCCUCCUCCCCCUACCACGGCGCCGGCGGCUGGGGAUCAUCCGGACCCCUGGUCGAGCAUCCUGGCAGUGGCGCCCCGCACAACUACGGGAUGAUGGGUGCAGCUGGACCUCCCGGCGCCAACAUCAACCACGCGGGAGCCGCCGGCGCGGGACCAGGGCAGGCACGACCGCUGUUUCGGUUUCACCAGGAGGUGGUGAUUCCGCUGCUCCCUGAAAAGCCGACCCGGGACAAACGCCGCCAGUUAGAAGACAAGAAGCAGAUGGAGACGCUGUGGAUGGAAGUGUACUUGUAAGAAAGUACACAACUCCCCCUCUCCCUCAUUUGUAAUGCAAAAUCCCAAAUCCAGCUGCUGCUUUGUAGCACUGUUUGCAUGACAAAUCCUGGAAGCCCAAACAGCACUACGCUCCAGUGCAAAUUUGUCAUGCAAAACCGGUAUUCUUGCUGAUGCUUUUAUUGCCGUUCAUGCUAUGCAAAUGAGGGGCAGGGGGAAAUGUGCACUUUUAUAACUUGCGCGUGCAGGCCGCCGUGCUCGCGGU
Molecule: messenger RNA, 551 nt
Organism: Amoebophrya sp. A120
Lineage: Eukaryota; Dinophyceae; Syndiniales; Amoebophryaceae
Source: the annotation of a GenBank genome assembly